Messenger RNA from Ooceraea biroi (clonal raider ant), 3737 nucleotides. RefSeq names its product slow border cells. Gene Ontology annotation, biological process: regulation of transcription by RNA polymerase II; DNA-templated transcription. NCBI's taxonomy places the organism in Eukaryota, Metazoa, Arthropoda, Insecta, Hymenoptera, Formicidae. The record is from RefSeq and is a predicted model, not a curated record. Gene Ontology annotation, molecular function: DNA-binding transcription factor activity, RNA polymerase II-specific; RNA polymerase II cis-regulatory region sequence-specific DNA binding.
CCGCCGAGGCGCUCAGUCGCGCGCCAACUCUCAUGCGAGGUUCGUCGUUGCUUCGGGUCCCCUCUCACGUGCUCAUUCCCUCGUACAAUCACGGUCCCGGCGACGGUGUGUAUAUUCCUUCGUAGUGCGAGAGAGAAGGAGAAAUAGAGAGAGAGAGAGACGGGCGUGCAGAAGCGGAUACGUACGCGCGUGUAGGCGUCAGUAAACGGCGCGUCGACGCGAGGCGGAACACGCGACCAGCCGCGAGCAGGCGACUAAAGUUAAACGGGAACGACGUCGUCGCCGUCGUCGACAGACGGAAACCGACGUGGUACCGUCGUCCUCGAGGUCCCGGAAUACAGUCCGGGUGCCAUUAAGUAAGUAACUUGGAACGGUGUCAAGAGCCAGCGACGCGCGGUUUCGGCGAAACGAGGCUCGUCCGUUGUCCGCCACGGUGACGGUGUGACGGCGUUGGAUCCUCACCGAGAGCAGUUGUAUCCUCUCCUCGCCUCCUGUCGGCUCGUCUCGGACGACGUAGUACACGCUACGACAGCCGAAGGAGAGGGAGAUUAGAGCGUGCGAUACUUAGGCGGACGAGCAGAGGUAGUGAGUCGUGGAACGUACGUGCGGACAAACAGACGGAUACAUCGACGGACAUAAGAACGGUACAGGUGGUCGUGGUGAAGUCGCGAAAGGAUCUCCAAUCUGUGAUGUGCGAAUGAGCGAUGGAGUCACCGGUCAUGUACGAUUCCGCGGCCCAUCAGGCCCAGGCACAGAGUGCGGCCGAUCUGAAGAAGUCGCAGGUGCUCAACAACAACACUAGCAAUCAGAACAACAACGCCGCAGCGAACAACAAUAACUCCACGCUGCAGGUCAACCACAACCACAACCAGCAGCAGCAGAACAGCGCGGUGGUGAGCAAGGUGUCCGCCAGCAAGGCGACCCUGCAUCAGCAGUACGCGGAACAUUGCGCGGCCGCGGGCGAGCUUACCGAUCUCAACACGCCGGAGAUCUCGUUGGAUCUCCAGCAUCUGAUCGACGACAACCAUUUCAACGACGGUCUCCUUGACAUGUUAAACACCAACAACGGCGUCAAACAUGUCAGGAACAGCGGUUACGCGCGUACCACGCUCGCCUACAUGCCGCAGCCGGUGCACAGCGGGGCGAGCUAUCAUCAAGGCAGCAACAGCUGCAGCGACAGCAACAGCUCGAGCUCGGAGUCGCCCAGCAUCAAGGAAGAACCACUCGAUCCGACGGAUUAUCGACGUCACUGCCCACAAUAUCCUCCCACCGGCUACAGUCCGGUGACGAACAGCCCGUUCGCCAACGGUGGACCGACAUUCACUACCCUUACGCCGUCCACGAUACCAGGUGGACAUCCCGGCGCGCCAGUCCAUCAGCCGCCACCACGGGGCGGGCCGAUGAAGGGCCCAGUGAUGGCCCAUCAACACCACGCGUCCGCUGCUAACGUCGCCAGGAAACAAAGCAAGACCGUCGACAAGGCGAGCGACGAGUACAGGCGGCGGCGGGAGAGGAACAACAUAGCUGUGAGGAAAAGCCGCGAGAAGGCGAAGGUGCGGUCGCGCGAAACCGAGGAGAAGGUCAAGAUGCUGGUGAAAGACAACGAUCUGCUGAAGAAGCGGAUCGAACUGCUCACCGAAGAGCUCAACGUGCUCAGGUCGCUGUUUAGCAGCGUCGGCGUCGUGCCCGAACAGCUGCACCGCGAGAUCUCCAGGCAUCUCGAUCAGUUCCAGCAACACGCUGUUGGGCCCAUGUAGCGGUAGCAUCGACAGCGACUGCGGUAGCGGCGGCGGCAACCGCGACAGCAGCAGCGACAGCAGCAUCGUUGCCGCGCGACCAUCCGGCGACGUUGCUGAUAGAUCCGGGACUCGCGUCCCUAGCCUAUCAGGCUGACCCGAUUGCGAGGCCGAAGCCAAGUCGCGUCUUCUGCUUCAUCCCCGCGCCUCCCCGCGAACGACGACGCUCUCUGCGCGCAUCUCCCGAGGAAAUCGUCUUUCGUCUCGCUCUCGCGCGUUUUCCUGUAUCUUCUUCUCCUCGCUCUUGCCUUCUGCUCUCGUCUUCUGCGUCGUUCUGUAUGUCUCUGCUCGGAGCGCGCGCGAAUCGGGCGCACGUGCAUACGCUCGCCUUCGUUCACGUCGGGAGACGCGAGAGCGAGAGGGAGGAGAGUCGCGUAGGCGGGCGACCGAGAAAAGCGAGAUGUUCGAGCUUGCGUCGGCCGGAGAACGCACUCGGCGGAUCACACGUGCAGGAAGAGAAGCGUCUCCACCUGCGGGACAAACAGCCCUUCGUUCAGGAAAGGAAGAUGGAAAGGCAUGUCGAACGAGGAGAUGAAGAAAUGAAGCAAAAAAUAUAUAUUUCUAACAGCAAACCGCGAUGAAUUAAUCGCGUGGCGCGUAGAUAGGCCCACUGUGUUGCGGAUCCUCCGAAAGAAGGAAAAUCGGCAAACAGUGCGAAGAAAAAAAAGUCUGAAAACCUUCAUCUCUUCUCUCGUUCAUCCGCCUCGUUCUUUCUUCUAUCGUUCUCGCUUGGCGUCUACUUAGGAAAGAGAGGAUUACGCGAGAUCGGUAGUCCAUUUCCGGAUUUCCAGGCUGACAUGUGUCCUCCUCUCUUUUCGGACGCGCGGAAUCGCGACGCGGCGAUGCGACGACACUCCGACGAGCGAAUCGCGCCACCUCCGAUGAUUCACGCGAGAGAAUAUUUUCUCAUCUUAGUUGUAUACUGCGUUUCGCAUGUACACAUGCACGGGACACAUACACGACACAUCCACUCCACGCGCAAGAGAGAGAAAGAGACACGUACACAUAUACAUACAAACACGGCGUUGUAUUUAGAUAUUCGGUUCUUUAGAUAACGUUUAAAUUAAUGAACUUAGACUAUGUCCGAUUACCAAGUACCUAAAUAAAAAGGAAGAAAACAGAAUCGUCAUAAUCAAGACACGGCGAUCUGCAAAGUGGCUCGAGAGGCCGACGCGACCAGCUUCCCUCAAUACAUAUUUCGCUCCUGCGCUCGCGGUGUCCGAUGAAGCAUGGCCGAGCGACAGAACCGAGCACUCAUACACAUCCAUACCCUUGUAUUAUAUAGUUCUUAUUAAUUUUAUUAUUAUUAUAUUCGAAAUGUAUGUACAUAAAAUGCUAAUAUAUUUUGUUAGAAGAAAUGCAUAGAGAGAGAGAAUUUAAAAAUAAAUGAAUGCGUGAGUGAGUGAGUGAGUGAGAGAGAAAGAGUGUGAGAAACGGCCGUAAAGGCCGAGAGAACGGUCAAAAGCAAAUGUAUGCGUGCGUUAUGUGAGGCUGUGUAAUAUGCGUGUGCAAUACCGCGUGCACGAAUGUAUCAAGAAAGAAUAAAAAUGUGAGAGAGGAACAGAGAUGUAUUGUUGUAAUUGCAUAUUUUAUUAGAUAUUGACGAGAGAAAGGACCGGAUUACCUGAACAUUUCGUACAAGCGUGCGGUUGCAAUUUGGAACAUUUCAUCUUCGCGAUCGCGAUAUAUGUAGAACGCCGAAUGCGACAACGAGCAGCAGUAUAAUUAGUGUGUUUUCGUUCGCAUGCGUGCGAUUUUAUGAAUUGCGCGGUGAUAGCGGCACGCGCUAUCAUACGCGUGUGUCGGUACGCGCGGCGGGUGUAAAUGCGACAUUGCACGCGUGCCUGCCUUUUGGUGUAUGUGUCUGACGUACGACGUUAGGGUACGAGAUUACCCCUGUCACGGUUGUCUAUGCACAAAUAUAUUUUGAUAUGAAACAUA